UGAUACUCCUGGCUCACCGUCCUUCUCAAACGGAUAGGUCGACUACGUCACUUCCUGUUUGUCCAUCCCUGGAAAAAUGGCGACGUCUCUAGGAGCUAACACAUACAACAGGCAAAAUUGGGAGGACGCGGAUUUUCCAAUUCUCUGCCAAACAUGUCUAGGAGAGAAUCCUUACAUUCGCAUGACCAAAGAGAAGUAUGGGAAGGAGUGUAAAAUUUGUGCCCGUCCCUUCACUGUGUUUCGCUGGUGCCCUGGUGUGAGAAUGCGCUUCAAGAAGACAGAGGUUUGUCAGACUUGCAGCAAAAUGAAGAACGUCUGCCAGACCUGCUUGCUUGACCUUGAAUAUGGUCUGCCCAUUCAGGUCCGUGACACAGGUCUUUCGGUCAAAGAUGACGUGCCGAAGUCAGAUGUGAACAAAGAAUACUACACUCAGAAUAUGGAGAGAGAGAUUGCCAACUCUGACGGGACGAGGGCAGUGGGUAUGCUUGGUAAGGCUCCGAGUUCCAGUGACAUGCUCCUGAAGCUGGCCCGCACCACGCCCUACUACAAGAGGAACAGGCCACACAUCUGCUCCUUCUGGGUGAAGGGAGAGUGCAAGAGAGGAGAGGAGUGUCCGUACAGACAUGAGAAGCCAACUGAUCCAGAUGACCCUCUGGCUGACCAGAACAUCAAGGACCGUUACUAUGGCAUCAAUGAUCCGGUUGCUGACAAACUGUUGAAGAGGGCGUCUUCCAUGCCGAGACUGGAUACUCCAGACGACAAGUCUAUCACCACUCUUUAUGUGGGAGGCCUAGGAGACACCAUCACUGACUCCGAACUCAGGAACCACUUCUAUCAGUUUGGGGAGAUUCGCACCAUCACAGUCGUUCCCAGACAGCAGUGCGCUUUCAUCCAGUUUGCUACGCGUGGGGCUGCUGAGUCAGCUGCGGAGAAGUCCUUUAACAAGCUCAUCAUUCACGGCCGCAGACUCAACGUCAAAUGGGGCAGGUCCCAGGGAUCUCGAGGAAAGGAGAGAGAAAAAGACGGAGUGUCUGAAAGCGGCAUGCGACUGGAACCAGUGCCUGGACUUCCUGGAGCGUUGCCUCCACCUCCUGUGUCAGAAGAGGAGGGCUCAGCCAAUUACUUCAACCUGGGCCCCAGCAGUGCUCCUGUGGUGAUGAACAUGGGGCUGCCGCCUCCUCCAGGGGUCUCCAUGCCCCCACCUCCAGGCUUUGGUCCUCCAAUGUUCCCCUCUAUGGAUGGCAUGGGCCCUCCUAUGCCCCCUCCCAUGCAAAUGAGGCUCCCAGGUCAGGUCCACUACCCUUCCCAGGAUCCUCAGCGCAUGGGUGCCCAUGCUGCUCGCCACGGAGGCACCUAGGGAUGGAACUUAAAAAACACUGCUGUGAACUGUGGCAAAAAAGACAACCUUUUUAUAUAUAUAUAUAUAAUGUCAUCAGGUUGGUCCUAUUCCAGUCGGCAAUGUCUUUUUUUUAAUUUCUUUUAUCAAAGCAGUGAAUCCUUGGUACCCAUCAGAGAAGCAGGCUCAAUUUCAAAUUCAUCAAAUGUAUAUGCCUCACUAAUGUUUUUUUUUUUGCUUGUCUUAUUUCUCUGUAUUUUUGGAUAUGACCAUAAACCAAUUCCUCAUUCGUAUGAUUCCUUUUGCCAUGAUGUGAUAAGUGUUUUUUCCACUGUGAGGCUUGUCUGACUGCGGGAGAGGGGGAAGUAUGUGAAUGUAUAUGUAACAAAGAGAAUUCAGAUGACUCAUGCUUUUUAUUUCUACACAUUACAUCCAGACAACUUUUCCACUUUAAAUUCAGCCUGCUAUGAACCUGAGACCUUCUGGAGGUUGCGUGUUCAACGUGAUGUGUACAUUUGGCCUGACUCUGUGCAUAACUAGGGUGUAGUAACUAUUAUUCUCCACAAGGUGGAGACGUUGUCACUCUAAUGUACAAUUUCAAAGUCUGAACUGUUACAGAAUGGAAGAAGAGGACUCAGCCGUCACUGCCAGUCCAAUUGUAGUGUGUGUGUCGUCCUAUUUGGACCAAUCCAACCCGUUUUGUGAUAUUUCCAUUCAUCUGUGUAUUGUUUCCAACAAUUUUGUAAUGUGAUAAUGUAACAUUUAUUAAACCCUUUCAUUUUAUGAUUUAUCA
Molecule: messenger RNA, 2129 nt
Organism: Alosa sapidissima (American shad)
Lineage: Eukaryota; Metazoa; Chordata; Actinopteri; Clupeiformes; Clupeidae
Gene: rbm22
Product: RNA binding motif protein 22
Exons: 11
Coding region: 77-1357 (426 amino acids)
Cellular component (GO): U2-type catalytic step 2 spliceosome; Prp19 complex; U2-type catalytic step 1 spliceosome
Molecular function (GO): U6 snRNA binding; pre-mRNA binding; metal ion binding
Source: RefSeq, a predicted model, not a curated record